Molecule: messenger RNA, 2858 nt
Organism: Meloidogyne enterolobii
Lineage: Eukaryota; Metazoa; Nematoda; Chromadorea; Rhabditida; Meloidogynidae
Source: the annotation of a GenBank genome assembly
AUGAGAAGAGUGAGGAAAGAUCAAAAAUUUACCAUAGAUGAAAAUUAUAGCAGCAUAAAAACUUCUUUAACAUCAAUUUUAAUACUUACUAAUUUUGUUGGUGGAAUUUAUUCGACAGUUGUGCCAUCAGCAUUUCCUCAGCAAAAUCAUGAUCAAACAGUUGGAGAGAACAUGGAGAUGAUUGGUGAAAUCGAGGCAGACUUCCAAUUUACCGAUUGUGAUCAUCUAUUUGAUGCUUCUCUUCGCCAGGGUCAUUUCUCACUCCCAAUUUUUCCAAAGGAGGCAAUCACUGAUUUUAAGGCGCCUGAUAUUAACGAUGAUAUUGAAAACGAAGAAAGUGAUAUAAUGGAACAAGACAAUGAUAAUAAAAUCACUAGGUCUCCAUUUGUAACAAUCUCAAUUGAUGACAGCAACGAGAUCGAAGAUAAUGAACGUGCUGUUCACUAUCAGUCGUUGCCAGACGACAUUCAAUGUAUUUACACGUUUAUGGCGAAGCCAAGAGAACGUGUGAGGCUUCAAUUCACUUCUUUUCAAUUAGCGGGUACUGCGAAUCAUUGUGAAUCAGAAUAUGUGGAUGUCUACUCAGAAUUGGAAGACCCUACAGAGGACCUGCUUUCUGCGAAUUUAGAUGCUCGGUACUGUGGAACGGUUGCACCAAAUGUUCGAAUAAGUUUGCACCAAGUUCUUGUUCUUGUACUUCAUUCUCGUAUUGGUCGUCGUCGAGGUGAUCCUUUUGUUCUCGCUGGCACUUUUGAAUUCAUUCCUGAAGCUCAAUUCGUACCUGGCAUUCCAUUUGGUCCAUCCGAUGGAAAAGGAUGUGCUUUUCUUAUUGAGUCAUCAAAUAGAAAUCAAGGCACAAUUCUGUCUCCUACAUAUCCGGGUGCUUAUCCAAGCAAUUUUCAUUGCGUUUAUUUAUUGAGGGGGAAACAAGGAGAACGAAUCCGUCUUUAUUUUAAGGAUUUUGAUGUUUACUUUGGCGGCGAACAUUGUCCUUAUGACUCGUUGACCAUAUAUGACGGUGAUACAAACUCUGAACCUAUCCUACGAAAGCUAUGCGGCCUUCAACAACGUUUAGAACUUUUUUCAUUUGGCACGACAUUGUUGCUCGAAUUUAAUACUACAGAACCGCCAAAAAAUGACAUGAGAGGCUUUGCAAUUGAUUACGAAUUCUCUACUCGUUUUGUGGAUAUUGUUCGGCUUAUUGGCCCGCAGAGGAGAAUUUCACAUAUUAGAGGAUCGGAAUGUGACAUUAGGUUUCCGGAAAUGUUUCCAUUAAAUACAACAUGCACAUAUGUACUUGACGGUCUUCAAAGCGAUCAGAAUCUUGAAAAAGUGUUACUCCAUUUUGAAGCUGUUGCUAUGUCACCCUCCUCCAUUGAAAAUAUAUUGCCUUUGUCUAGUGCCCUCGCACCUAAUACCUCUAAAUCAAUGGAACAUUCUCCUUCAGGGAAUGACGAUUGCAACAAUGGUGCAUUUGUUGGUAUUGCCACAACUGCAGCAUCAAUCAAGUCAGCAUUAACCAACAGUGAGGAAAGUUCAUACGAUGCUAUUCUAUGUGAUACACUUUCGCAGGGGAACAAUCCAUCUUUCGUUAGUCAAGGACCACGCAUUGUUUUAGUUUUUAGCUCAAUGGAACAAUCUCACGAUACUUCAAAUAAAUCAUCAACGAAUCCACGUGGAUUUAGGUAUUUUGUUUCUGAAAUUAAAAUUUCCUCAUCUUCAGAGCUCGAGUGGAAUUUAAAACUGGUAAAUUUUGGUAUUGCUGGAGAAAGUAUUGGUGGAUCUAAUCGAUGUGCUUUUCGCUUUCACGAUCCCACUGGAUCAUUCAAUAGUCCACGAUAUCCAGCUAACUACCCGUUAGAUACUGAAUGCACCUAUCACAUUGUUCAUGCAAGUACUCAACAACACAUCGCAGGGAUAUCUGACAAACAAAUUUUGCUGCAUUUCAAGCAAUUCGCCUUAUUUGAGGACAAAGAAUGCAAUGACUGGCUAAAAAUUUUUGAUGUGUUUUACGAAUCAGAUGGCUCAGAAACACUUCGACUUCAGGCACAGCAUUGUUGGAAUGUAUUCCCUGGACCAACAAUUUCAUCUUUUGGAGCACACGAAAUGCGUGUUGUUUUUCAUUCUGAUGGGUUUGGAACGGCUAAUGGAUUCGAUGCACAUUAUGAAAUUCGUGAUGCUUUUGAAGAAGAGGUCCCUCAUCGUAAGGAUAAACGCCAUUGUGGUGAAUUAAUCCAAGCAAAUGAAGAGUUGACUACUGGACAUUUUGAAUCUCCCGGCUAUCCAGUUAAAUAUGGUACAAAUAAACAAUGUGAUUGGGAAAUACGCGUUAGAUCAGGCCAUCAGGUAUUACUUCGCCCUAAUGCUUUCAAUAUUGAGGGACAGAUGACAGACGAGAAAAUUGACUGUAUGAGUGCUGUAUUUCGUGUCCAUCUGGAUAUGCAAAAUCGUAGCAGGGAUUUGCAACUUUGUGGAGAAAACAUUCAAAUGAUUCCCCCGUUUUCUAACUUCCCCUGACAAAGUAAAUGGCCUUCAAGGAUUUAAUUUUUCAUGGACAGAAGUUCGUCGCGUUCAAAGUGAUAGCGAAUGUACAGGAGAACAAUUCUAUUUAUGUUCUUAUUCACGUUUAUGCAUUGAUGCCCAGUUACGUUGCAAUGGUGAAGAUAAUUGUGGCGAGAAUGAUGAUAGUGACGAAGCACAUUGUAAGUUAUUUUUAAAUUAUAAUAUUUUUGAUGUGAGCUUACUAAUACUUGUAACUUUGUGUUUUCGGUACUUUCGGUGGUUAUGAAGGCUGGAGACAAAAUGCUGCCACUAAUUUUCCAGUUGAUAUGCACCUUUUCAUCCCUACAAUAUUAUGC